Messenger RNA from Limanda limanda (common dab), 1209 nucleotides. It is a transcript of the gene rimkla, whose product is annotated as ribosomal modification protein rimK-like family member A. Gene Ontology annotation, molecular function: ATP binding; metal ion binding; ligase activity, forming carbon-nitrogen bonds. Gene Ontology annotation, cellular component: cytoplasm. NCBI's taxonomy places the organism in Eukaryota, Metazoa, Chordata, Actinopteri, Pleuronectiformes, Pleuronectidae. Bases 1 to 1209 code for a protein of 402 amino acids. Gene Ontology annotation, biological process: protein modification process. The record is from RefSeq and is a predicted model, not a curated record. The transcript has 5 exons.
AUGUGUUCCCGGGUCUGGUUCGUGACGGACCGGCGCAUCGUGCAGGAGUACCCGCAGGUCCAGAUCCUCCGGGCGCUGAAGGAGCGCUGCAGCGACGAGGACGUGGAGUUCCGCUCGCUGCUCAUGGACCAGAUCGUGCUCACCAUCACCGAGGGUCAACUGGGUCUGCGAGUGGAGCAGGAACUGGUGACGUCCUAUCCACAGGUGGUGGUGGUGCGGGUGCCCACGCCCUGGGUGCAGUCAGACAGCGACAUCACUGUGCUGCGCCACCUGGAGAAGAUGGGCUGUCGGCUGAUCAACCGGCCCCAGGCGAUACUCAACUGUGUCAACAAGUUCUGGACCUUUCAGGAGCUGGCCGGCCACGGGGUGCCUCUUCCUGACACCUUCUCCUACGGCGGGCAUGACAACUUCCGUAAGAUGAUUGACGAAGCUGAGCCGCUGGGCUAUCCGGUGGUGGUGAAGAAUGCGCGGGGCCACAGAGGGAAGGCGGUGUUCCUGGCCCGGGACAAACACCACCUCACAGACCUGUGCCACUUGAUCCGCCACGACACCCCCUACCUGUUUCAGGAGUACGUCAAGGAGUCGCACGGCCGCGACGUGAGAGUGGUCCUGGUGGGCGGCCGUGUCAUCGGCUCCAUGCUACGCUGCUCCACUGAUGGCCGAAUGCAGAGCAACUGCUCCCUGGGUGGUGUAGGUAUGAUGUGCCCCCUGAGCGAGGAGGGAAAGCAGCUAGCCAUAGAGGUGUCCAACAUCCUGGGCAUGGAUGUGUGUGGCAUCGACCUGCUGCAAAUGAACGACGGCUCGUUUGUGGUCUGCGAGGCCAACGCCAACGUGGGCUUCAUCGCCUUCGACCAGGCCUGCGGCAUGGACGUGGCAGGCAUCGUCGCUGACUUUGCCCUGUCGAUGCUCCCCAGCCGGCUCACCCGCAAGAUGUCCUUGCUCUCCGUCGUGUCAAGCACCAGCGAGACCAGCAGCGAGCCCGAGGUGUGCCCUGUGCCCGCUGGCGGCGGCGGCUCGCUGCCCGAGGCCGUCUGCAACAUGAGCGUGGGCUCUACUUCCAGCGAGAGCGACCCGGAGCUGGCGGAGCCCUCCCAGUCCUCGCCCCGCCAGUCCACAGGCGCCGACUUGGCCGAUCUUCCCGGCCUCCCCGAUCCAGCCUACAACUUCAACACCCUUCUCGCCAAUGAGAUCAAGUUAUUGACUGAGUGA